AUGAAUUUAAAAUCUGCACCAUUUCAUUUAUCUGUUGAUGAAAUAUCUAAAUUAAGUUCCGAAUAUCAAUCAAAAAAUAUACGAUUAAUUCCAGCAUCGGAUAUAACUAAUAAUCUUCAAAAUGCUUACCUAUUGCCUGUUCAACAAAAUAUUCGGACAAGCAAUGCUAACUCUAUAAAUGCCCAUUCAAAAAAUGUUCAGUUACCAAGUACGAGUAAAUCACAAAAAUUAAAUAAGACACAAGCACCACCAAAAUCAAAAAUAACAACAGCAAAACAGCAUAAUUUUGGUAACAGUAGUUUAACAAUGCAUACAAGUAUUCAACACAUGCAAAUAAAAACCACUACCGCCCAAGAGCAUUCAGAUGAUCAUAAAGACACUAAUAUGUUAGUCCAACAAUAUCUACAAACAACAAGCACAAGUACUCACAAGCAGCAAACUUCAAACCUAUUGCAAGUUACACGACCAGGGAUGAGCUCUCCAUUGCUUCAGAAUAGUAUUGUACAGCAAGAUCAGAAAAUGCAGCUACAACACGGCACCGGAAGUAAUAAUAAUGCAGUUGGGACAAAUGUUCAACAACAGCAGUUAUUACAUAAAUCACGGUCUAAUAAAAAUUUAACAAAGGGGAAUGUUCAACAACGCUUAUCCCCACAAACAAAUAAUCGAUCUUCCAAUGUUACUAAACGUCCAUCUCCUAGACAAAAUCCUAAUAAAUCAUCUUCUUUAGAUAACACAGGCAAAGGUAAACAUACUCGCAUGCAGUGA
Molecule: messenger RNA, 765 nt
Organism: Macrosiphum euphorbiae (potato aphid)
Lineage: Eukaryota; Metazoa; Arthropoda; Insecta; Hemiptera; Aphididae
Source: the annotation of a GenBank genome assembly